AUGUCAGACUCCAAGCCGAAAGAAAACCCGUAUCUUGCACAUCUUCCACCAUCUCAGCGCGGUGUAAGCACUCCUGGAGCGAAGGAUCCACUUUAUGGCUUUUUGCCACGGAGGGUCAAGGGGGAGCAAGUGAAAAAUGCGAUGGACGGAGACGUGAAUCCAUUCACGAAGCAACCGCAUUCGGCGCAGUACAAGAAGAUCUUGGCCGCCCGCAGAAAGUUGCCCGUUUUCACUCAGAUGGACGAGUUUCUGAAGAUUUUCAGUGAAAAUCAGAUCAUCGUCAUGGUUGGAGAGACUGGAUCGGGGAAGACGACUCAAAUACCCCAGUUCGUGGCGUACUCAGAUCUACCACACACCAAGGGCAAGCUUGUGGCAUGCACACAACCGAGACGAGUUGCAGCAAUGUCGGUAGCGAAACGCGUCGCAGACGAGAUGGAUGUCCAACUCGGAAGACAUGUCGGCUACUCGAUUCGUUUUGAAGAUAUGACAGAACCUGGCACGACUUUCCUAAAGUACAUGACUGACGGUAUGCUUCUUCGUGAAGCCAUGAAUGAUCCCAAGCUUGAACGGUACUCUACCAUCAUCCUCGACGAAGCACACGAACGCACCCUCGCCACGGAUAUCCUCAUGGGCCUGCUGAAGAAAAUCGCGAAGACACGGUCCGACCUCAAAAUCAUCGUUAUGUCUGCCACGCUUGACGCAGUCAAGUUCCAAAAAUACUUCAGCGUCCGGUCGGGUGUUAGCGCGCCGCUGUUCAAGGUGCCCGGUAGAACACAUCCCGUCGAGGUGUUCUACACGCAGGAACCUGAGCCGGACUACGUGGAGGCGGCCCUCCGGACCGUGCUCAUGAUCCAUCGAGCCGAAGAUCCUGGCGACAUCCUGCUAUUCCUUACGGGAGAAGAGGAGAUCGAGGACGCAUGCAGAAAAAUCAAGAUCGAGGCGGACGACUUGAUCAACCAAGAUCCUGAUUCUGUUGGGCCCCUCGUCUGCAUACCGCUUUACUCUUCCCUGCCGCCACAGCAGCAGCAGCGUAUCUUCGACCAAGCACCGUCGCCACGGGUGCCAGGCGGUCCACCUGGUCGAAAAGUUGUUGUCUCGACUAACGUGGCGGAGACGUCGCUCACGAUAGACGGCAUCGUGUACGUCGUCGACCCCGGGUUCUCCAAGCAAAAGGUGUACAACCCCCGGAUACGAGUCGAAAGCUUGCUUGUCAGCCCGAUAUCUAAGGCGUCUGCACAACAGCGAGCGGGUCGUGCCGGUCGUACACGUCCUGGGAAAUGCUUCCGGCUUUACACGGAGAAGGACUUCAUGAAGCAGCUGGAAGAGCAGACGUAUCCUGAGAUUCUGAGAAGUAACUUGAGUAAUACGGUGCUUGAGCUGAUGAAGCUUGGUAUUACUGACCUCGUUUCAUUCGAUUACGUCGACGCACCUGCCCCAGAGACUUUGAUGCGUGCUCUGGAACUCCUAAACUACCUCGCUGCUCUCGAUGAUGAUGGCAAUAUCACUCCUCUUGGGAAGAUGAUGGCCGAGUUCCCACUCGAUCCUCAACUUGCGAAAAUGUUGAUUGUCAGCCCCGAGUUCAAGUGCAGUAAUGAAAUAUUGACAAUUACUGCUAUGUUGUCGGUACCCAACGUCUGGAUGCGCCCGAACAACCAACGACGCGAAGCAGACGCUGCAAAGGCCAAGCUCACGGUGCCGGACGGCGACCAUUUGACGAUGUUGAAUGUCUACAACCAGUACAUGCAGAAUAAGCACGAUAAGACCUGGUGCUGGAAUAACUACCUGAACCAGCGUGUCCUUGUACAGGCCGAAAACGUUCGAGCACAGCUACAACGCAACAUGGAACGUUUCGAAAUCGACCUCGUUUCGUUAUCGGACGAAAGGAAGCUCUUCAUCCACAUUCGACAAGCCCUCAUCUGCGGCUUCUUCAUGCAGGUUGCGCACAAGGAGGGCGAGAAAGGGAACUACCUCACCGUGAAGGACAACCAGGUCGUUGCUUUACAUCCGUCGUGCGGUCUAGACACCCAGCCUGAAUGGGUCAUCUUUAACGAGUUCGUGCUGACCACCCGACCGUACAUCCGGACGGUGUCCGAUGUAAGAGUUGAAUGGCUUGUUGAGUUCGCGGCGAACUAUUUUGAUCUCGCUUCGUUCCCCGAUGGAGAAACGAAGCGUGCACUGCAAAGGGCGUGGGCGAAGAGGUCGGGCAAGGAUGUAAGUUGCGGCGAUGGGAAGGGCGACGGGAAGAAGGUAUCGAAGAAGAGGAAGAUGGAUGGGUCUGGCCAGGACGGACGGGGUUGA
Cyclocybe aegerita is the source of this 2298-nucleotide messenger RNA. The record is from the annotation of a GenBank genome assembly. Lineage: Eukaryota; Fungi; Basidiomycota; Agaricomycetes; Agaricales; Hemipholiotaceae.